Scleropages formosus (Asian bonytongue) is the source of this 1003-nucleotide messenger RNA. RefSeq names its product proteasome subunit alpha type-1. Gene Ontology annotation, biological process: ubiquitin-dependent protein catabolic process. Gene Ontology annotation, cellular component: proteasome core complex, alpha-subunit complex; proteasome core complex. The coding region runs from base 50 to 838 and encodes 262 amino acids. The record is from RefSeq and is a predicted model, not a curated record. The transcript is spliced from 10 exons. Lineage: Eukaryota; Metazoa; Chordata; Actinopteri; Osteoglossiformes; Osteoglossidae.
GCAAUCGAUUUCAGUCAACUUCACUUCUGCAAGAGCUGCACCGGCAGACAUGUUUCGCAAUCAGUACGACAACGAUGUUACGGUUUGGAGUCCUCAGGGGCGUAUUCAUCAAAUUGAAUAUGCCAUGGAGGCAGUGAAACAAGGCUCAGCUACAGUGGGCCUGAAGUCUAGGACUCAUGCAGUACUUGUGGCACUGAAGAGAGCUCAGUCAGAGUUGGCUGCUCACCAGAAGAAGAUCCUUCAUGUUGACAACCACGUGGGCAUUUCCAUUGCAGGUCUCACUGCCGAUGCGAGACUUCUCUGCAACUUCAUGCGUCAGGAGUGCCUGGACUCAAGGUUUGUGUUUGAUCGACCUCUGCCCGUGUCUCGUCUCGUCUCGCUAAUUGGAGGCAAAACCCAGAUUCCAACACAGAGGUAUGGUAGGAGGCCAUAUGGAGUUGGGCUGCUUAUUGCUGGUUACGAUGAUAUGGGUCCUCACAUCUUCCAGACGUGUCCUUCAGCAAACUACUUUGACUGCAAGGCAAUGUCGAUCGGAGCACGUUCCCAGUCUGCACGUACAUACCUGGAGCGAAAAAUGGACAGUUUCCUGGAUUGCAGCCUGAAUGAGCUGGUCCAGCAUGGUCUUCGUGCUUUGCGAGAGACCCUCCCUGCUGAACAGGACCUGACAACAAAGAAUGUGUCCAUUGGGAUUCUUGGCAAGGAUAUGGAGUUCACCAUCUAUGAUGAUGAUGAUGUCGCCCCAUUCCUUGUCGGCCUUGAAGAGAGGCCUCAGAGAAAGGUUGCUCAGCCAGCAGAAGAGGCAGCUACAGAGAAAGCAGAUGAGCCGAUGGAGCACUAAUCUGGAACCAGGCUCCUGCACAGAGAUUUUUGUGGCCAAGAACCCCCACCAAAACAAGCUUUUCCAUUAUGUCAAUAUUGUUCCUAUCUGAUUUUUCUUUGUGACAUUUCUGUUCUGGUAGCAAAAAUAGCCAAAAAUGAAAAUACAUCUUUUUCUGAAAGUAAA